Molecule: messenger RNA, 1287 nt
Organism: Pseudovirgaria hyperparasitica
Lineage: Eukaryota; Fungi; Ascomycota; Dothideomycetes; Acrospermales; Acrospermaceae
Product: Aldo/keto reductase
Exons: 4
Coding region: 375-1265 (296 amino acids)
Molecular function (GO): oxidoreductase activity, acting on NAD(P)H as acceptor
Source: RefSeq, a predicted model, not a curated record
GGGCGUUGUCUUUACCUUUACAUAUUCAAAGACAGGCCUCGCCUUAACUUUAGUGACAUCUAAAUACCAUUCGACAGCAGCGCCGCCUACGACCUUCCGAACACCUAUGAAAGUGGGAUGUGCUUAGGCAGGCCCACUUUACGUCAUAUGCGCCACUACACGCGUGAGGUGUGCACAGUAAUCCAGAUAUCUUUUCUUUUGUAGAUCUCUAGAUGAACGGAGCGGCGAGCUUGGGUAUACACAGCAGACCUAGAAGAUAAAUUGUUUAGGUGACUCACACCGAGAUAUUCGCCCGUCAAUAAAUUAUACCAUUUGCCUAGACCGAAGUCUGUUUGUUUCCACUCUAAUUACCAUCUCUUUCAGCCUUCCCAGUCAUGGCAAAGAUUUAUACUCCGAUUCCGAGCCUCAAGCUCAACGAUGGAACAUCCAUGCCCAUGCUCGGUUAUGGUACUGGGACUGCAUGGUUCAAGAGUGGAGAUGAUACUAAGGUGGACCGUAUUCUAAUCGAUACAAUCAAGAAAGCAAUUGAGAUGGGGUAUACAUAUCUUGAUGGUGGUGAGAUGUACAAGACAGAGGCUGAACUUGGCAUUGCCAUCCAAGAGAGUGGUACUGACAGGUCGAAGCUAUAUGUCGUCGCUAAAGUCAUAAAUAACCCUCUUGAUGUCGAGGGCUCGCUGCGAGCGAGUCUGAAGAAGUUACAGCUGGAUUAUGUUGACCAAUACCUCAUUCAUCACGCUUGGUGGACAUCUUCUCCGGCCGACAUCCAGAAAUCUUGGGCUCAAAUGGAAGCCGUGCAAGCGUUGGGCCUCACUAAAUCCAUUGGUGUCUCAAACUUCCGUCCACAAGAUUUCGAGGUUCUUCUCCGGACUGCCAAGGUCGUUCCAGCUAUCAACCAGAUCGAGUUCCAUCCAUACCUUCAACAUAACGCCCUAAUUGAACUGCACAAGAAGCACGGUGUUGCAACCUCGGCAUACGGGCCAUUGACACCAAUCGUCAAAGCUGCUGGUGGUCCGGUGGACGAGGCGCUUGCGAGACUGGCGAAGAAGUAUGCGGUCAGUGAAGGAGAAGUGUUACUGAGAUGGUGUAUAGAUCAGGAUAUCAUCCCGAUCACGACGAGCUCCAAGGAACAGAGAUUGAGUGACUAUCUGAGAGCUGCGACGUUCAAAUUGAAUCCGAGCGAGAUCCAGAGUUUGAAAGAAAUCGGGGAGAACAAGCAUUUUAGGGGAUUCUAUACUAACAAGUUCGAGGUUAAUGACCGUACUUAAUUGAGGCAAAGCAUAAUUAGUG